CAUUCGCAUUUGUACUACAGAAGGUGGAGGUUGUAUUUGUCUAAGUAUUUCUUGUGCCUAUUGUGAGUGUGAAGUGUGUGUCAAUUGUUAAGUGUAAAAGUUGGAUGUUCUAUUGUAAAGACUAGGUAUUAAACUCCUAGAAAAAAAAAACCAAAAAUCUGAAAAAAAAAAAAAAAAAAAAAGAAACUUGUGCUAGUGCUUGAUCCAGACGUUCUUACUAAGAUAUUCCUGUGACAGCUAUCUCAAGAAUUACCAGAAGAGAUCCCAAUGACAAAGAGAAGUUCAUUCCAACUCUCUCUGUGAAAAUAAGUUUUGAAGGCAACGAACUACCAGAAACCAUAGACAUUUUUUGCGUAAAAAUCAAAAUGGUUCACUACAUUCCUAGAGUUAGGCAUUGUUACAACUGCGGCAGACUAGGGCACACAAAAAUGGCCUGCAGAGCAGCCAACAGAUGCAUUAUCUGUGGCAAGGCAGAGGGCUGUAGUAGUAAAUGCAAUGAAACCACAAAUUCGUGCAUACUAUGCGGAGGGGAUAAUCACAAUUCACUCGAGAGCAGGAAAUGUUCUAAAUGGGCCAGAGAAAAACAGGUGGUCGAAAUUAUGACAAUAAAAAAAGUAUCUAAGUCUGAGGCGAUUGGGAUGUACAAUUUAAACAAUAAUAACCGUUUCUCAGCUCUAGAAAACUAUGAGGGAAAUUUUCCACAGUUAGAAGCAAAAAGUACAGCAAGGAUCAACAAUGAUGAAACAGUAAAUAGAAAACUCACUACAUAUAAAUACAAUUAUGUAGUUAGAAAUCAUCAAACCCACACAACAGCUACACCUAACCAUUCCAAAAUCUUGCCGAAAGCUACAACCAAAACACAACCCGUCUAUGAAAUGCCGAAUUGGUCUAAGGUCACAGAGAUUGAAAAGCUUGUAAAUCUCCUUAUAAAAAGGCGCAGUACACAUUGAAGACAAAACUCCAAGUAACAAAGAUGACAAGUCCAAUAAAAAUAUUACAAUAUAACGUACAAAGCCUUAAAAGUAAUAAAAACUAUGUAGACUUCUUUAACACUAGUAAUAACAUUGAUAUAGUCUGCCUUCAGGAAAUUUUUUCGCAUGACAACCAUACAACUCAACACAAUUUAAUGAACUUCAACUUACUCAGAAAGACUAGAAUCGAUGGAUAUGGUGGCGUAGGAAUCGGAUUUAAAAAAGGUAUAAAAUUUACGAAAAUCAAAUUUGUUUCAAAUUACGACAUUCUAAUAGCCAAGACGAUUAAUCUUAUUAAUAAUUUAACUAUUUGCAAUAUUUAUUUUCCUCCCAACCUUGACACUUUAAAUUUUACUAACGAACUGAACCGUGUAGUACUUUUUCUUAACAAUCAUGAAAACGUUAUUAUAGCAGGAGACCUCAACGCUAGGCAUCAAGUGUGGGGAGACAGAAUAUGCAACACCAAAGGAAAAAUAGUUGUUGACGAAAUCAGGAACACCAAUCUCCAGUGCAUCAACAGUGGAGCAAUCACUCACCGCACCGGUAACAGUGCAGGAACGGCAAUUGACAUAACUCUGACCAACAUUAACAGCAGUUACACAAAAUGGCACUGUCAACAAGUCCAUUUGGGAGGCAGUAAGCAUUUCCCCAUCAUCGUUGAAGUCACUAAUAGCAGCAAAAAGCCCAACUAUUUCAUCCCCAAGGAACGACUCGCCCAGGAACUUGCUCAGUUAAAAUUCUCUGACUUAGAAAAUAUCACGACAGAAAUAGACAGCGUUAGGAACAGGAUUAAAAUUGACUUGAACACAUCCAGGCGUACCCCUAAAAACUGGUGGAGUGAUGACCUCAAAAAACUGUACAGAUUACAUGUCGCUAAACGCAAAAAAGCUAAUCAUACUAACAAUGUUGAAGACAUGGAAGCCUCAAUUAUAGCAACUAGUGACUGGAAAGAAGCGGUGAAGGCGGCAAAGAAAGCGAGCUACAACAGUAAAAUUGAGGAGAUAAACACUUGCCCCAACUCGACACAGGCGUGGAAAUUCAUAAGAAAUGUCAAAGGCAAUAAGCGCGCGUCUCACAAUUGGGCAGCUGAAGAUGACCGAAACUACUUAGAACUGAUAAGGAAUCAAGCUCAAGAAGCCAGCAACCCUUGUAAUGUCAUCACUCCAACCACCGCUGCAUCAGUAAAUGCCAACAACAGCGUUGACUUUUCAUACAGCACAUUCGAAAAUUUAUUAGCAAGAAAAAAAUCUACUGCUGGGGGUUUCGACAGAAUUACGUUUAAUACAUUAAAGCAAUUGUCCACUGAGUCCAAACAGUAGUUAUUAGACGCCCUAAAAGAACAUUUCUACAGCAACAGGGUCCUAGACGCAUGGAGACAAAUAAAGUAAAGAGCAUUAAUAUGAUGGUGAAAGAAUCGCUGAACGAGUUCCUGGAGACAAGCAAUAGACUUCCCAAGAAGAGCUACGCCUAUCGAAAAAUGAGAUCAGCAACAAUGUGCAUUAACGAAAUGCUACACCUUAUAGCAGAAAGAAAGAAAUGUAGGGAAUAUGCUAUGAUUUGUUUCUUAGAUAUGUCGGACGCCUAUAAUAGAGUAGAUCUUGUUACACUUCAUAAUAUUCUUCUACAAUUCAACAUUGACCCAACAAUUGCAAACUGGAUUAACAACUACUUUUCUAAAAGACAUCUGACCCUAGGUAAUCACACUGUUGAGGUAAACUCAGGCCUACCUCAAGGUAGCUGCCUUUCCCCAACGCUAUUCAAUAUUUAUACAGCCCAACUGCACGAAAUUAAUAACUCUCAGACUCUACUAUUUCAGUUUGCCGACGAUCUUGCGUUAAUAUCCACUGGCACAAACAGAUUCUCUGCAGCUCAAAAUUUACAAAACAAAAUAGAAGAAUUACAGGCAAAAUGCGACAGCUUAAAUCUCAAAUUUAAUCUGAACAAAACAAAAUUCAUGUAUAUGUCUGCAAACAAUAAACAAACCUUUAGUGUAUCCAUCAACGGCCUAAACAUUGAACAAGUCCAUCACUUCAAAUGGCUGGGAAGAACAAUUAGCGCGAACUCAGCCAUUAAGGUACACAUUAGUGAAAUUAAAAAAGCAACAACUUCAGCGUUUGUACGAUCCAAAGCAGAAAAUGCCAACACCAGUUACGCCAAUGCCCCUAAAGGGUAUAACAAGCAGCUACAAACCAAUGUAAAUGAAACGUUGAGGAGAUGCCUCGGAGUUCCUCCAAACACUCCAACACUCAUGAGAUACGCGCUGGCUUGUGAACUUCCACCUCUUCCCAGAGCUGUAUGGCUUACGGCCAAGGAACUUGUCAAACAGUGGUUGAUCAAUCCUGAACUUAGAAUACAGAUCCAGAACAGACCUCCCAUAAAUUCCAGCUACAGCAUAACGUACGAAAAAUUUAAAGCAAUUAUCAACACCAUAGAUACAAAUGUAGCUUUCAAAAGACACCAUAACCUCACCUGCUACGAAUCUGAAUUGGCCCAGUCCAAAAAGAACGUUACCCCUACACAACUCAGAGCUAUCUACAACCAAAAAAUUAACACGCUAAAAGAGGAAGGUUUCAAAGUGUAUGCCACUGAUGCAUCGGUGUCAGAUAACAAAAUUGGCUGUGCAGUCUAUGUGGUAACGGCUAACGUCUCAUACCUGUUCAAUAUAGAUGGAAACUUCACAUCAACUUACGGUGAGCUAGUAGCACUUUCUCAAGCAAUCACGAUAGCCAUUAAUAAUGAUAGUAAAAAAGUAGCAAUCUUUACAGACAGUCAGAGUGCAAUUAAGGCCCUAAAAAGCCGCACCACACACAAUUUCCUAGUAGCUGAAAUCCAUAACAAACUUUAUCACUCCCAAAUAGAAAACAUUGCAAUAGUCUGGACACCUAGCCAUGUGGGUAUAACCAUAAAUGAAAAAGCGGAUAUAGCAGCAAAAACAGCAGUUGACCAUGGUAAAUCUUUACCCCCAAAACUCACACCUUGUGAAGCACUGAGAAGGAUUAGCAAAAUGUUGUGGACUGAAGCCAAACAAGAAUUUACCAACAAACUUCCAAACUGGGACUCGGACAUAGUAGAAUUUUGCACGCCCAAAGAAAAACAGCCAUGGUUUAAAAACAAAAAUGUAGACUUAGAAGCAUACGACAUAAAACUUUUUAACAGAAUAGCUACUGGACACACGUACGGUAGCACUUAUUUAACCAAAUUUCAGCAUUACAGAUCAGACAAUUGCAGCGCAUGCAACAUAAAAGAAACUCCUGAACACCUCAUAUUUGAUUGUAUCAAAUAUAACAACUUACGUAAUGAUAAUUCUCUUUUCCGAAACUACCAAAAUUUCAAACAGAUUCUUCUUUCAAAACUGCCUGCCACAUACAAACAACUGGCCGACUUUCUACAUAGAAGUGGGCUGGAUAAAGCACUAUAAACAAAAAAAAAACAAAAAAAGUCUUGGUGUAUUGUCUUAUGUAGUCUUGUGUUGUUCUUAAAUGUCAUAAAAUAAGAAUGAGGAAAGCAGCUGUUACGCUAACAUCAGCCAGAAAGAAGCAACAUCAAGGAGUCGUAUAAUAAAACACUCUUCAACGCGGAAUUUCAACAAAACACGUCGAUACAAGAUAAAUGGAAGCAACAUUGUCCAGCAGUUUAGCCGAAAGAUUACAACUAACCAAACAAUCGUUUGCAGAUAGACUGGUGUUAUGCUAAAGGAAGCUGUAAUCCACAGCGUUUGGGACAAAUAGCAUUUCGACUUAGAAAAGAAACACUAACGUAUUCAAAUGGUAUAAGACAACGAUAACCACUGAAUACAUCACGUUUUAAUAACCGGCUAUUUAAGGUGUAUAAACCUAGCCAUAAGUGGAACGUUCGAUUUGUUCCUAAAGCCCCAAAAAAAAAAAAAAAAAAA
Rhagoletis zephyria (snowberry fruit fly) is the source of this 4863-nucleotide messenger RNA. Its product is annotated as RNA-directed DNA polymerase from mobile element jockey-like. The record is from RefSeq and is a predicted model, not a curated record. Gene Ontology annotation, molecular function: RNA-DNA hybrid ribonuclease activity; zinc ion binding; nucleic acid binding. Gene Ontology annotation, biological process: DNA replication, removal of RNA primer. NCBI's taxonomy places the organism in Eukaryota, Metazoa, Arthropoda, Insecta, Diptera, Tephritidae.